GUCAGUCGUCGUCAGUCAGUCACUGUCGUCUUCGUCGUAGAUUCUCGUUCGGAUCGCACAAUCUCUGUUGCUUCAGAUUCAAUCCUCUGCUGUGCUUCUGCAGUUCAUGGUGAAGAAAACGUUUAGUUUGGUGCCCAUCUCCAGAAGCAUUUCUCGAUUGCUUGAAGUUCUGGCGAUAGCGUUGAUAAUAUUCAAUCAAAUAUUUGUUAAUUGAUGCACCCUGGAGAAGGACUUGCUUGAAGCAAAAACCUGUUUAGUGUGUUUGGGGAUUUUCCAUUAGGUACAAAGCCGGUCCGGCAGUGGAUCGCUAGUUGGAUGUGAUUCGGUAUGCCCGACAUCAAGAUUACGCCCUUAGGGGCAGGCCAGGAUGUGGGCCGGAGUUGCAUUUUGCUGUCGAUGGGUGGUAAGAACAUUAUGCUCGACUGUGGCAUGCAUAUGGGCUACAACGAUGAGAGGAGAUUUCCGGAUUUCUCCUUCAUUGUUCCGGAGGGUCCAAUCACGAACCACAUCGACUGCGUCAUCAUAUCGCACUUCCAUCUGGACCAUUGUGGAGCGUUACCCUACAUGACGGAGAUGAUAGGCUACACCGGACCGAUCUACAUGACCCAUCCGACCAAGGCGAUUGCCCCGAUAUUGCUGGAAGAUAUGCGAAAGGUUGCUGUUGAACGGAAAGGCGAGAGCAAUUUCUUCACCACGCAAAUGAUCAAGGACUGCAUGAAGAAGGUGAUUGCUGUGACAUUGCAUCAGAGCGUCAUGGUAGACAGCGAGCUGGAAAUUAAGGCAUACUACGCGGGUCAUGUGCUGGGAGCGGCAAUGUUCUGGAUCCGGGUCGGGUCCCAGUCGGUUGUGUACACCGGGGACUAUAAUAUGACGCCGGAUCGACAUCUGGGCGCGGCGUGGAUUGACAAGUGCAAACCGGACCUGCUGAUAACGGAGAGUACCUAUGCGACUACGAUUCGGGAUUCGAAACGAUGCCGAGAGCGCGACUUUUUGAAAAAGGUUCACGAAUGUGUCGCCAAAGGAGGAAAAGUGCUAAUUCCAGUGUUUGCUCUGGGCCGCGCACAAGAGCUCUGCAUUUUACUCGAAACCUACUGGGAACGAAUGAACCUCAAAUACCCGAUCUAUUUUGCCGUGGGAUUGACCGAAAAGGCCAACAACUAUUACAAAAUGUUCAUUACCUGGACCAACCAGAAGAUCCGCAAAACGUUCGUGCAGCGUAACAUGUUCGAUUUCAAGCACAUCAAACCGUUCGACAAGGGUUACAUUGAUAAUCCAGGAGCGAUGGUGGUCUUCGCGACGCCCGGAAUGCUUCACGCUGGAUUAUCUCUUCAGAUUUUCAAGAAAUGGGCUCCCAACGAGAAUAACAUGGUCAUCAUGCCUGGAUAUUGCGUCCAAGGGACAGUCGGGCACAAAAUCCUCGGAGGUGCCAAGAAGGUCGAGUUCGAGAACCGUCAGGUGGUGGAAGUGAAAAUGUCCGUUGAAUAUAUGAGCUUCAGCGCCCAUGCCGAUGCCAAAGGCAUCAUGCAGCUCAUUCAGUACUGUGAGCCCAAAAAUGUGAUGCUGGUUCAUGGCGAAGCCGUUAAAAUGGAAUUCUUGAAGGAAAAGAUCAAGGAAGAAUUUCACAUCGAGUGUUACACACCGGCCAACGGAGAAACCUGCGUGAUAAGCACACCGAUUAAGAUCCCAGUCGAAGCAUCGCUGUCCAUCUUGAAGGACGAAGCCAAAAAGUACAACGCAGAACCACCGGAUCCGAAGCGAAGACGGGUCAUCCACGGACUUCUGAUAAUGAAAGACAACAAAAUCUCACUGAUGAGCAUCGACGAAAUUUUCAACGAAUGUGGAAUCAACCGUCACGUUAUCAGAUUCAUUUCCAAAGUGAAAAUUGAUGACCCCGGCCCUACCCUGCGGACAAUUGAGAAGUUGUACAACCUGCUGAACGAGCGGCUGUCCGGUUGGACUGUAACGAUGAACGAAAACGGCUCGAUCAACGUGGAAUCGGUUAACAUCACGAUCGAAGGGGACGAAUCAAUCGCCGGACCACCGGGAUCGGCUUCCGUACCUCCACCGCCACCGAAUGCCGCAACGCCGAACAAAAUUUGUAGCGUUUCGUGGGUCAACCAGGAUGAAGACUUGGGUAGCUACAUUCUCGGUUUGCUGCAGAGCUUGUAAGGCUUUCUAGUUUGUGUAAGAUUCGAUUUAGGUGCACCUUGAUUAUUUUUAUAAAGAUUUCUAGUGUUAGAUGAAACGGAAAUAAAAGGGGAAACAUGA
Molecule: messenger RNA, 2268 nt
Organism: Aedes albopictus (Asian tiger mosquito)
Lineage: Eukaryota; Metazoa; Arthropoda; Insecta; Diptera; Culicidae
Gene: IntS11
Product: integrator complex subunit 11
Exons: 3
Coding region: 328-2169 (613 amino acids)
Biological process (GO): snRNA processing
Cellular component (GO): nucleus
Molecular function (GO): RNA endonuclease activity
Source: RefSeq, a predicted model, not a curated record